Solanum tuberosum (potato) is the source of this 1474-nucleotide messenger RNA. Its product is annotated as probable receptor-like serine/threonine-protein kinase At5g57670. The record is from RefSeq and is a predicted model, not a curated record. Lineage: Eukaryota; Viridiplantae; Streptophyta; Magnoliopsida; Solanales; Solanaceae. The transcript has 8 exons. The coding region runs from base 184 to 1311 and encodes 375 amino acids. Gene Ontology annotation, biological process: protein phosphorylation. Gene Ontology annotation, molecular function: protein kinase activity; ATP binding.
CAACAAGAAACAGAUAAAAAGGGCCAUCUAUCCCAAAGAGACAACCUCUAUCCCAGCAGAGAUGUGGGGAUCAACUCUACUCUUACGUAUAAACUCUGAUGAUGACAUAUCCUCAAUUGCCUUUCAUCUCUUCUUAAUUCCCACACACACAAAUUAAAUUGUUCAGAAGAAAAAACAGAGCAGAUGAGAUACGUUCGUACAAGUAGCCUUAAAAGGCUCUUCUCAUUCAGAAGGCAGAGUUUUGAUGGUGAAUUACCAAAACCUUGUGAUUUCAAUCAAGAAGAAGUUGCUGCUACACGUAAACCCACUUGGAAAUGCUUCUCUUUUCAAGAAAUUUUUCAUGCCACCAAUGGUUUCAAUUCAGAAAAUAUUGUUGGUCGAGGAGGGUAUGCAUCGGUGUACAGAGGCAUAUUAGAAACUGGAGAAGCAAUAGCAGUAAAAAUGCUUACAAAAGCGACCGACGAUGAAAGAAAAGAAAAGGAAUUUUUGACAGAAAUUGGUACACUUGGUCACGUUUGUCAUCCAAAUGUAACGUCACUGCUUGGCUGUUGUAUUGAAAAUGGACUUUACAUCAUUUUUCAGUUUUCAUCCAAAGGAUCUGUUGCUUCAAUUCUCCAUGAUGAGAAAUCACCCACUAUGGAUUGGGAAACAAGGUAUAAAAUUGCUGUUGGGACUGCAAAGGGUUUAUAUUAUCUGCAUAAAUUAUGUCCUAGAAGAAUUAUUCAUAGGGAUAUCAAGGCCUCUAAUAUUUUGUUGAGUGAAGAAUAUGAGCCACAGAUAUCAGAUUUUGGGCUAGCAAAAUGGCUUCCAUCACAAUGGACCCAUCAUUCUAUUGUUCCAAUUGAAGGGACUUUUGGGCAUUUAGCACCAGAAUAUUUCAUGCAUGGAGUAGUUGAUGAAAAGACAGAUGUUUUUGCAUUUGGAGUGUUCUGUUUGGAGCUCAUUUCUGGAAAAAAACCUGUUGACAAUUCCUAUCAAAGCUUACAUAGUUGGGCAAAACCUUUAUUGAGCAGAGGAGUUAUAGAAGAAGUAGUUGAUCCAAUGCUACAAGGGACAUUUGAUUCUACACAACUUCAUAAACUUGCCUUUGCUGCUGCUCUUUGCAUUCGUGCUUCUUCUAUAUGGCGCCCUACCAUGAGUGAGAUUGUAGAGAUAAUAUUGGGAGGUGAAGUUGAUAAACAAAAAUGGAAAAUGCCAGAAGAGGAAGAAGAAGAACAAGAAGAGUUUUGGGGUUUUGAGGAUCUUGAAUGUGAAUGUGAUAGUUCCUUCUCAACUUCCCCACAUGACACAUUCUCAACAAGAAGCUCAUAAAUUCAAAUCUACAUCAUUUACUAUAUAUGCUAGUUUUUAGACAUUUAUAGAUAAAAACACUUAGGGGGUUAGUUUACUAGUCAUAAUACACUCUAAAUUUUAAAUUUUUGAGGUCCAUGUUUUAAAACUUUUGCAUAUAUGCUUGUUAUUUUACAAAAUCACG